Molecule: messenger RNA, 1314 nt
Organism: Didymodactylos carnosus
Lineage: Eukaryota; Metazoa; Rotifera; Eurotatoria; Philodinida; Philodinidae
Source: the annotation of a GenBank genome assembly
AUGUAUACUGUUCAGAGUGUCGUUUGUUAUACAUUGUACGCUGUUACAACAAUCUUUGUAUUCAAGUUCGUGACCAAUAAUGUUAAAGAACCCUAUAUGGAUGAGUAUUUUCACUAUCAUCAAGCAAAAAAUUAUUGUAUUGGUAACUACAAACAUUGGGAUCCAAGUAUCACUACUCCACCUGGUUUAUACUUAACUACCCAAGCUAUUGAAUUUAUUAUCACCAGUUAUCAAUUGUUAAAUGUCGAAAAAUGUUCACUACUCUUGAUGAGAUUAACAAAUCUUUUGUUCAUGUUAGCCUUACCAUUUAUAUUUACUAUGGUUUACCGAAAAAUACGUCAAGAAGAAAAAGAGAGUUCCAGUUAUAAAACAUCGUCGUGUAUGCUAUCUUCAUUAUGUCUAUGCAGUCAUCCUUUAAUAUAUUUCUUUACAUUUCUCUAUUAUACGGAUAUUGGCUCAUUAUUUUUUACCAUGUCAUCAUUAACAUUACAUUAUUACAAUAAACAUCUUAAUGCUUCAAUUUUUGCCAUUAUCUCGAUAGUUUAUCGUCAAACAAACAUAAUUCUUGUUCUCUAUCUAAUCGGUUUAACUGUAUUAAAUGAAUUUCGUUCAAAUUGUAGUCAAAGUCAAAUACUUCGUUUGUAUGUUUAUUCUCAGAGUGAAACACGAUCAUCAAUUGAAUAUCUCAAGAAUAAUUAUUCUAUUACUCUUGGUCAUCAACAACAUCAUCAAUUUGUUUUACAUUUUGCACAAUUACCCUAUUUUAUCUUAUAUACAACAUUUUUCAUUAUAAUGCAUAUCGUAACAAAUAAAAAACAUCUAGUAAAUUUUCGACAAUUUAUAUUUAAACAUCCAUUUGUAGUAGUAUUUUUGAUAUUAUUAACAUUUUUAUUUAUCAAAUAUUUUACCUAUGAACAUUUAUUUCUUAUAUCCGAUAAUCGACACUACACAUUUUAUAUCUGGUCGAAAUUUUUUAAACGAUAUGUUGCAUUUCGUUAUUUAUUAAUACCGGUGUAUGUUUCCUGUUCAAUUUUAUUAUAUUUACAAUUGUAUGAUCGAUCAUUAAUCAAUGUUAUUCUAUUAUUAGUAUGCAUUCUAUUGGCAACCGUAUUACAAAAAUUAUUAGAAUUUCGCUAUUUUAUAUUACCCUAUUGUCUCUUGCGCUUACAAUUAAAUGAAAAACAAUCAACAAAAAUAGCAUUAUUCCUAGAAAUAUUACAAGCAACAAUUAUUAAUGCUGUAACAAUAUACGUAUUUUGUAAUAAACCAUUCUUAUGGCCAGAUAAUGAGAACAUACAACGAUUUAUGUGGUAA